AUGACAUCUCUGAUCCACCAAGCGACGAUACCUUUGGGUGAUGGGCUGCAUGAGUAUGCAUACAUCCAAAGAGCACGUAUACAUGCUUUGAUCUUGUUAGGGGGGCUUAUUAUACCGGACACCACAGGGUGCAAGGUCCUCUUUAUGUGGUUAAAUGCGUUUGACGAUCCGGAAGAAGUGGCUAAUAUCAGUUGGGGUAGUGAUGCUUUAGCAUUUCUGUAUCAUUAUCUGUGCGAGGCUUCUGUAGGCAGACGGAAAAGAGAUGUGGGUGGACCUAUGCUUCUUUUGCAGCUGUGGGCGUGGGAAAGAAUGUCUACAUUGAGGCCAGCCUUCUUGAUAUCGCCUAUGCACACGCCGUAUACCCUGUGUGGAGCCAAGUGGCACGAAGUUACUGAAAUUGGAAAUGCUCCCCGACAUUCAGUAGCUCAUUAUCGUGAUCAAUUAUCACUAAUUCGUCCCGGCCAGUUUCUGUGGACACCGUAUGCAGAUUGCAUCCUGCCUGAUUACUGCAUUGAUUCGACUGCAUCCUUCUUGUGUGACACUUAUUUGGUGUGCUGGUCAUUUGUCGAGGCACACGAAGCUAGACGCGUUUGCCGACAAUUUAACCGCUACCAGCGUAUUCCUCAGUACUGUGAUAGGAUGCUACAUAAUGUCGGAUAUUUGAGUAAAAGUCACCGCCGUGGGAGGAAGGGCGCUGAUUGGGCUAAGGUACAUAAGUUCUUCAUUGAUGAAUGGGACUUGAGACACGACAGGUUCCAAUCAACUUUUGACCAUGCCACGGCGACCAUGGAUGGUCGCAUUAAUCCGGGCUAUAUGGCGUGGUACAAUAGGAUCACAGUGUCGUACCUAGUUCAACAUGUGACACAGUCAACUGUUGGGAUGAACGAGUCAGCCUCUUCUAUGAAGAAAAUGGUUGAGACCCUUCAGGGGAUAUAG
Salvia splendens (bonfire salvia) is the source of this 936-nucleotide messenger RNA. RefSeq names its product serine/threonine-protein phosphatase 7 long form homolog. Gene Ontology annotation, biological process: meristem development; meristem maintenance. The record is from RefSeq and is a predicted model, not a curated record. The transcript is spliced from 4 exons. The coding region runs from base 1 to 936 and encodes 311 amino acids. Lineage: Eukaryota; Viridiplantae; Streptophyta; Magnoliopsida; Lamiales; Lamiaceae.